Pseudomyrmex gracilis is the source of this 2778-nucleotide messenger RNA. Its product is annotated as b(0,+)-type amino acid transporter 1-like. The coding region runs from base 716 to 2446 and encodes 576 amino acids. Gene Ontology annotation, cellular component: membrane. Gene Ontology annotation, biological process: amino acid transmembrane transport. The transcript is spliced from 5 exons. The record is from RefSeq and is a predicted model, not a curated record. Lineage: Eukaryota; Metazoa; Arthropoda; Insecta; Hymenoptera; Formicidae. Gene Ontology annotation, molecular function: L-amino acid transmembrane transporter activity.
ACGACUGGAAUCUUUUAUGAAUGAGAUAUUUUUUAAGAUAUCAUCGAUAUUUUUCGCGCUCGCUAAAUACAUGUCAAUCACGCAGGAUGCGCGUGACAAAUGCGGAAUAAUCGAAAGAGAUACUUGAAUAAGGAUUCGCAGUGGCGUCGUCCCGUCGAUGGUAUCGAGCGAGUUCUCUGACGCGCGCGUUGCGUCGCGUCGGUUGUUCCCCUUUUCGCCCUCGCUGUCCCUCUGUCCUCGCACUGAUGGCUCUAGCAGACCUCACCUACGACGAACGCCCAGUAAAGCGCGAGAGUCCAGUGGAGGUGUGUCGUAAAAGUAAUAUUUUAACAAAGGCGUGUCAGCGAUAAUUCGUCAGUGAAUUAGAAAUAUUUAUGAGAAAAUGUUCUAGAUCUUACGGCGUUUUAAUAAAUCGCAUAAUUAUUGCGCGAGUCAAAACUUGCAAUUCAGAGAAGAAAAGAUAAAAUACAAGAGAGAAAAAAAAAGAGCAAACGCGGGCUGAAAAAGGAAGAGACAAGAAGCAGUUAGGGACCGGUUCCGGAAGUGGAGAAGAGCAGAAGUCGACGGGGCGGAAAAAGAAUCGCAAACAAGGACGAAGCGUGAGGAUAGCAGCUGCGUAAGGCGCAAACGACGGUGGUUGCACUGAAAAGUAGCGGCGUGGUGUCAUGAGAGGCGGUCUUACGAUCCGCCCUUCUUAUCGGUCCUUCCAAGAGUCAUGCAUGUCGCGCCUCUCAAACGAGCUAUUGUGGGACAUGAUCCGCAGACGAGCAACGGCGGUCAGUCGCAGCUGCAACAGCAGCUACAAUCAGGGGCUUGGCUGGGAAGUGGUGCCAGCGACACUGGCGGCGGACUGGUCUGUCGAUCUUCAUCUGGCAAAUCAAUCAACGGCAGCAGCAACGGUAACCCGUCGCUACUACAUCCUCGACAACAACAACAGCAGCGUCAACAGCAACAACAACAAGGUCAAUCUGGGGGUGUGGGGGAUGACGAAGACGGGGGUGGAGGGAGCGGAGGGUUGGAGGGGACGGACGCAGAGGCGAACGACGCUAUUCACCUCAAGAGACGGGUGGGACUCGUCAGUGGGGUGGCUCUAAUCGUCGGCACGAUGAUCGGCUCCGGGAUCUUCGUAUCGCCGUCGGGUCUGCUACUGCGUACCGGCAGCGUUGGCGUCAGUUUCGUCGUGUGGACUGCGUGCGGUCUGCUCAGCCUGUGCGGCGCCCUCGCCUACGCUGAGUUGGGCACUAUGAACACGAGCAGCGGAGCCGAAUACGCGUACUUCAUGGAUGCGUUCGGCGCACCACCCGCCUUUCUUUUCUCCUGGGUAUCUACCUUGGUGCUCAAGCCGUCGCAGAUGGCGAUCAUCUGCCUAUCGUUUGCCCAAUAUACUGUCGAGGCGUUCACCGUUGACUGCGAACCACCCGACCAGGUGGUUAAGAUCGUCGCGUUAUUGGCGAUCGUUCUGAUACUUUUGAUCAACUGUUACAGCGUUAACUUGGCUACCGGUGUGCAGAACGCCUUUACCGCCGCCAAACUGAUGGCAAUCCUCGUGGUGAUAAUCGGCGGCUCGUACAAAUUGACACAGGGUAACACACAACAUCUGCAAACGGCGUUCGACACAAUUGAUGGAAACUCCAUCAACAUCGGCCGUCUCGCUACCGCCUUUUACACUGGUCUGUGGGCUUACGAUGGCUGGAACAAUCUCAAUUACGUGACAGAAGAAAUCAAAAAUCCCUCAAAAAAUUUGCCUAGAUCCAUCAUGAUCGGUAUACCUCUCGUAACGAUCUGUUAUGCGCUUAUUAACGUGUCUUAUUUGGCGGUCAUGUCGCCGUCAGAGAUGAUCGAGAGCGAGGCUGUGGCGGUGACGUUCGGCAAUCGGAUACUGGGCAUAAUGGCAUGGUUAAUGCCACUUUCCGUAGCAAUUAGCACAUUUGGAUCCGCAAACGGCACCUUAUUUGCCGCGGGAAGGCUCUGCUUUGCCGCGUCGCGAGAAGGCCAUCUGCUUGAUUGCUUGAGCUACGUGCACGUGCGACGCUUCACACCCGCCCCAGGUCUCAUCUUCCAUUCCCUUGUAGCAGGCGCAAUGGUUCUCUCUGGCAACAUUGAUUCACUGAUCGAUUUCUUCUCGUUUACCGCAUGGAUAUUUUAUGGCGGCGCGAUGCUCGCUCUGCUAGUGAUGCGAAGAACCAGACCCAAUCAUCCCCGACCGUACAAAUGCCCGUUGAUAAUACCCGCGCUUGUGCUCCUCAUCUCCGUGUAUCUCAUUGUGGCGCCAAUUGUCGACAAACCACAGAUCGAGUACCUGUAUGCAGCCGGCUUUAUCGGCGCGGGCAUGCUCGUCUACCUCCCGUUCGUAAAAUUUGGAUACGUGCCCAAAUUCAUGGAAGGUGUCAACGCUUUCCUCCAGAUGUUGUUAGAGGUAGCUCCGACAGCAGUUGCCUUCGACUGAUUUGUUUUUCAAAAGAUUUAAAACGCAGUUCUUCAGAAUGCCGAAUCAUUCCAUUGUGGCAUUGCACGAACUGUGUCUACACACAUCUGAAUCAACCCUAUUUUAAAUACCUACAGACGAGAGCGUUAUAUCCUAUAUUAUAAAGCUCAAGCUGGCCCAAAAAAUGAAUCCAUAUAAAAAUAUAAUUAUAUAAAAAAUAUAUUAUUUUAUUACUUGUUAUUCUUCAUACAUAGUAUACAUGCAGAAUAAAUGUUAUUGUUAGACAAUAGCUAGCUGAUGUUGUAAUGAAACAGCAUUGAAUUAAUAGAAGAUAUUUUAAAUGUUUACAGUUA